GUCUCCCUAUAAAACACCUGAUCUAACUCAUCAGUGUGUUAGUUUGUUAUUAGAGAAAUAUCCAACAUUCUGGAAGGAAGCUGAUGAGCUGAAUUUUAAAUAAAUAAAACAUCCUGAGAGGGGUGCCACGUAGGACUGGUUUGCUCGAGAAUUUCACAUCCUGAAGAAAACGAAUGUUUGCUUUUCCUGCUUUUCUUCUUGGACUAAUACAGUAAUUCUCUCUGGUCUCAAACAUAAAGAUGGCCACACCUGAAGAGGAGUCUAUAAUAACGCCGGAUGACCCGGAGGAACUUGAAGAAUCCAUAUUUGCAAUGGGUCUUCCAUAUGUGCUAAACAAAAUCAAAAUUUACCUGAAACAGCAAAAUCUUGUAGAGCUUAAUGUUGGUGUGACAGGGGAGUCUGGAUCUGGAAAGUCCACCUUUGUCAAUGCUUUCAGGGGCUUAGGGGAUGAAGAUGAGGGUGCUGCCGUUACUGGUGUAGUGGAGACCACCAUGAUUCCUGAGGUUUACCUUCACCCAAAAAGCAAAAAUGUAAAAGUGUGGGAUCUCCCUGCAAUAGGAAGACCAAACUUUAAAGCCAGCGAGUACCUUGAACAAGUUGAGUGUGAACGCUAUGAUUUUUUCAUCAUCAUUGCUUCAGAUCGAUUCAAAGAAUGUCACACCCAGCUGGCCAAAGAGAUCAUGAGAAUGGGGAAGAAGUUUUACUUUGUUCGUUCCAAGAUUGACUGUAGCAUUACUGCUGAAAAGAGGAAAAAGAACUUUGACCUGAAAAAGACGCUGGAUACCAUUCGAGAGGAUUGUAAAAAUGGGCUAAAAAUGUUUGGCAUUGAAAACCCUGAUGUCUUCUUGAUGUCUGGUUGGGAGAUGGGCAAGUAUGAUUUAAAUUUGCUGCAGGAGAGGAUGGAGAAAGAGCUUCCACAGCAUAAGAGACACGUGCUGAUGUUGGCUUUACCAAAUAUCACACUAGAGAUUAAUGAGAGAAAGAAGAAAGCUCUAGAGAAAAACAUACACAGAGUUGCCUUAAUAUCUGCUUGUGUGGCCGCGAUUCCUUUGCCUGGAUCUUCACUUGUAGCAGAUGUAGCUGGUCUAGCAGAUGAGUUAAGAAAAUAUUACAGUGCCUUCGGUCUGGAUAAUCCAUCUCUGCAGAAGCUCUGUAAAAGAUCUGGGAAGACGGUAGAGGAGCUGAAGAGUCUGAUGACGUCACCUCUACGUAAUGGAAUAAACACAAAGUUAAUAAUAUCCUUGCUGGGUACUGAAUCUAGUCUAAUAUUUAAAAGUGCUGUUAAUUUCGUUUUGGGUUUCUUCCCUAUUGUAGGCACUGUGGUGGCGGGGGGAAUGUCUUAUUCGACUGUCUUAAAUAUGCUGAAGACAGUACUAAAUGAGAUAGAAGAAGAUGCCAAGAAGGUGCUAAUGGUUUCUUUGAAGUGUGAAAUGUAAAUGCAUCAAUUAGACAGCUUGACAUAGAUAUCAACACAGAUCAAAGAUACCAGAAUUUAUAUAAUUAAUUAAAGGUUUACACUUUUUACAGUCUUAAUUAAUAGAAAAAUACAGGCACACAAAUUUUUAUAUAUAGCAAUGAUUGUUUAUAACAAUUUCAGUAGCAGUUGUUGAAACAAAAUAAUUUCCUUACUGCUAAUACUAUUUGUAUGCUAAUAGUGAUCCGAGUCAGAAGUUGAACAUUAUUUUAGAGAACCACAAAAUGUAUGUAUAUUACACAAUAUAUAUGGAGGCUUGAUAAUCACAUCUCUUAUUUAGACUUUAGAUAUAUAUGUCUUUUUGAUCUUGAAUCUUCUUUCUAAAUUGUGUUGAUGAUCAUUUUCAGAGGUUAUGAUCUGGGUCAAUGUAAGACCAGCAAAAUUAUUAUUUAAUUUUAUAAUGCUACACCAAUAGAAAACUGUUGCUAUGUGUAUGCUUUAAAAUCUUCUUCAGAACGCUUUUGGUUUCACAGACAGCUGGCACAUUGUAAACAAAUACUGAAGCUAGCCAUACAAUGCCAUCAGUGCAAGUAGGCCAUCAGUCAUAAAUAAAAAAGUGUCAAGAUAUAUGUCGAACACUGUCUCAGAUGGCCAUAAUGCAAAUACACAAUUCUGACAAUUGAAAACACUGUUUUAAAGUAACACGUGCCAUCAAAAUACACUGCAAAUUUUUUCGUUGUAAAUUCACAAUAAAUAAUUGGAUAAAUUUUGCAUGACUUUCACAGCAAGAAUUACAGCAAUGUACUGUGAAAUAUACUCACAGCAAUUUACUGUAAUGUUAUAUCUGUGAUAUUACAAUGCACUGAUGUAAAAGCACAACUGUAUACUGUAACUUCACAGCUUCAAUGGCAAAGCAAUUACUGUGAUAUUACAACACAUUACUGGGGAAUUACAAUCUUUUGCUGUAUAUCAUUACAACAAGGCCAUGUACUAUUGCAGUGUUUUCUGUGAAAGUAAUGUACAUGUUGACGAUAAUUUACUGUGAAAAUAAACGUUUACUUAGUAAAUUAAUUAGGUGAUGAUUUUUUACCAUUAUGUACCAACCACCACAGAAUUACAAUAUUAACUUUACAUGUUCAUAACAAAUGUGGUGUAUUAACACAAAGUUAAAACAACCAGGGGAAACACUA
This is a messenger RNA of Misgurnus anguillicaudatus (oriental weatherfish), 2604 nucleotides long. Lineage: Eukaryota; Metazoa; Chordata; Actinopteri; Cypriniformes; Cobitidae. The record is from RefSeq and is a predicted model, not a curated record.